This is a messenger RNA of Chiloscyllium plagiosum (whitespotted bambooshark), 2242 nucleotides long. Its product is annotated as major histocompatibility complex class I-related protein 1-like. The record is from RefSeq and is a predicted model, not a curated record. Gene Ontology annotation, cellular component: external side of plasma membrane. Lineage: Eukaryota; Metazoa; Chordata; Chondrichthyes; Orectolobiformes; Hemiscylliidae. Gene Ontology annotation, biological process: immune response.
CUUGGUGACUCAUAGAUUGUUUGAAUUGCAAUUGGUCUGGCCGUGGAUUUGUCUCCAGUCAGUAAGAGGCUAUUCGAGUGAUUAGGAACAGAGUUUCAUGGUCGCACGGGAUAGAGCAUUCCUGGAUUGUGGGGGACACUUCUGCAGAAACGAUCGCCCCAAAAUUCCUCUCCCACCAUGAGUAGAGACGGAGGAAUGGAGGGAUUGGUAUUCCUGGUGCUUCUGUGUGGGGAAGUCUCUGCAAAUUCUCACUCUCUUCGGUACCUGGCCACUGUUCAGACUGCGACCCACCACCUUCCAGGCUUUGUGAUCAUCGGCUAUGUGGAUGAUGUCCAGUUUUUCAACUACGACAGCACUCGGAAGACAUUGAUCGCCCAGGGGCAGUGGAUGGUGGAAAGUAAGAAGCCCCCAUUCUGGGAGCGAAGUGCAAUGCUGGCACAGCAGAAGGAGAAACAUUUCGAACACUACAUUCAAAUGCUAGCGGCACGGACCAACCAGUCGGGUGGGAUCCACUGGUUCCAACUAAUGACUGGCUGUGACCUGAGGGAGGAUGGCACCACAGAUGGAUUCUCACAUUUCGGCUGGGAUGGGCAAGAUUACAUGAAAUUUGACAAGGAUCACCAGGACUGGGUCACCACAGUACGAUGGGGAGAAAAGACAAAGAAAUGGUGGGAGGAAAUCAAGGCCUGGAAUAAUCAGCAGUGGACAUAUUACCUGGAGAAGGAGUGUGUACACUGGCUGAACACCUACUUGGACUACGGACAGCAGAUGCUGAGUAUCAUUUCCCCCAUGGUAUCCUUUACCCGACAGGGUGAUUCUAACCGGCUGUCUUGUCUCGUCACUGGAUUUUAUCCACAAGCCAUUGAGGUGACUCUGUGGAGGGAUGGAGUGUUGAUCGAUGAGACCCUGUCCACUGGGAUCUUACCCAAUCACGAUUGGACCUACCAGAUCCGGAAAUGGAUAGAGUUUGAUCCAAAGGAUUGGGCUGAGUAUUCCUGUCGGGUGGAGCACAAUGGGCUGGAGGAGAAGUUGAUUUAUGUGCCAGAGUCUGACUCCCAUGUUCUUGUUGCUGUUAUGGUUUCACUUGGAGUCUUCAUGAUCAUCACUCUCCUUUUAGGGGCUUUCGCUAUCUUUUGCAAGAAAGUGAGAAGGAAGAGUGACUACAUCCAUACACACACUUCUGAUGAUGGGAUAUCCUCAGCCAGUUCCACUGCCAGUUCCUAAGUGGUCUACCAUAUCUGACUGGGAAUCUACAGACAUCAUUUCCCAAGAUCAGCGUCUGGAGGGGAGAAGAGAUUAAGAUAGGAUUGACUCCUGCUCACUCUCAAAUUCUGGCGCAUUUUGAAAAUCUGAUUCCUGAUUCAUGGCAACAUUAAUAUUUUGUUCACUGAAAUCUGACCUGCUAAUGCCGGAGCUGUAUAAUCAAAAUGUGACUUCUAUUCCUGGAAAGUAACCUCACCUCCAACUGGUGACCACUCCCCCACCAGUUACUGUGCAAAUGGCACUACCCUGUCAGUGAUGGUGAUGUGUACAUGUUUGACCCCCUUCACAGAUCAUUCACCAAUGGGAUAGCCUUGGACCUCAGAUCCUUGCACUUUCAGUACUUAGUUAACCUUUACCUUUACUUGUAUUCAUAACAAUUCUUGUCAAGACUGAUUGAACCCAGUAAUUGCCUGACUGUGAUAUAAACUGUCCAACUGCAGGAGAGGACCAGACAGCAGCACCUGUGGAUAAUGGGCCACAAGUUUAAGACUAAGAUGAGGAGGAAAAUCUGCUCUCUGAGGCUUUGAAAUUCUUUCCACAGAGAACUGUGCAAGCAGAGUCCCUGUGUACAUUUAAAGAUAAAAUGGAUCCAUUCAGAUGGAAUCACAGCUGAAAGGGAAGAGGAAAGGGCUCACGUGGAAUGGCAGUUCAACCGUGAUCCAACUGAGUGGCAGAGCAGGCUGGAGGGGGAGAAUGGCCUACUUAUUAAGCUCUUAUAGUCUGCAUCACAAGCUCAUCUCCCUUCCCUGGUAUAAUCGUUGUCUUGGAAUCUCUUGACUUCAGAUGUUCCCUAUGUUCAGGUUGUGAGCGCAAUGCACUGUCUGACUCUAAAACAGGGAAAUAGUGGUGUACUGUACUCCCAAUCAUUCUGUCCAGGCCUCUGAGAUUCUACUAACGAUCUUAUCUUUUUUAAUAAAAGCAAAGUACUGCGGAUGUUGGAAAUCUGAAGCAAACAGAGGGAACACUGGAGAAACUCAGA